AUGAAAUGUCACAAUAUUUUUCGUAGAAACCGACAUACUACUACUAAUACUACCAAUACUACUAAUAAUCAUACACGUGAAAUCUAUGCCAAUGGUUUGAUGAAUUUGAAUGGUGAUAAAUUUCGUCAUAAUUAUUGUAAUAACAGAAUACGUUCAGCACGUUAUACAUGGUAUAAUUUUUUAUUUAAAAAUUUAUUUGAACAGUUUCACAACAUAGCAAACAUUUAUUUCCUUCUGAUUAUCAUGACCUAUUUUUUUGUGGACAGUGUCGGUGAUGUCUCAGUGACCAUUAUGCCAUUAUUGAUCAUUAUCGGUAUCACGAUGAUUAAAGAUGGCCUUGAAGAUAUAUUACGUCAUCGUGCCGAUAAACAAACCAAUUCCAUUGAAUUCCCAGUGUUGAAAAUUGAUUUCACACAGAAAACCAUUUAUUGGAUAACGAAGAAAGCUGCUGCUUUAUCAGUUGGGGAUGUAAUCUAUUGUCAUAGUAAUCAAUCAUUUCCAUGUGAUAUACUGCUGUUGACGACAUCGAAUCCCAGCGGACAAGCAUGUGUUACCACAGCGAAUUUAGACGGUGAAAGUAAUAUUAAAAAAUAUCAUGCUUUAACACAAUUCCAAUCGAUUUAUUCACAAUUCACAACGAAUGAAUGUAUUCAACGUAAAUUGAACAAGUUCAAUUUUCAAUUGAUUAUGGAACAAAUGUAUUUACAAGUCAACUGUCAACAACCAACAGAAAAUUUCACUACAUUUGAAGGUUAUUAUUAUACAUUUCCUAAUUUAAAUAAACAAAUUUAUUUACCAUUAAAUUUUACAAAUUUAUUAUUACGUGGUACAAAAUUAAUUUCUACAGAAUUUAUUAUCGGGUUAGUAAUUUAUACAGGGGAUGAUACAAAAUUAUCAUUGAAUAGUAAAAAUGCACGACGUAAAUAUAGUACACGUGAACGAUUAUCAAAUAUUAUUUUAUUAAUAUUUAUGGCAUCUAUGCUAUGUGUCACUGUGUUCAUGGCAAUUAUAUCCACUCUAUGGAUUAAAACAAAUUCUAUCAAUAUAUGGUAUGUUACAUUUGAAACACUGACAGCAUGGCAAUUUGUACGUAGUGUAUUUCGUUUCUUAUUUAUCAUUAAUUAUUUAAUACCAAUAUCAAUUAUUGUUACAAUUGAAUUUCAACAAUUACUCUUAGCAUUUUUUAUAACAAACGAUGCACGAAUGUAUGAUUCUAAGGAGAAUUUAUUAAGUCGAGCGAAUAAUGCACAAUUAGCUGAUGAAUUAGGACAAAUCGAAUUUUUAUUUAGUGAUAAAACUGGGACAUUAACACAAAAUUUAAUGAUUUUACGUUCGUGUUGUUUAUUGAACAAUGAACAAAUGUAUACAUGUGACAUUGAACAUGAUCAGCCGCAACAACAAGAACACGCGAAUGACGAGGAUACAACGAUGACGACAUCGAAUCAUAUGCAAGAAAAUAUUCAUUCAUUCUCAUCGUCACUGAAUGCUAAUCACGGGAAAUUUGUUAAAUUACCAGAUAUGAGUAAAGAGUUUCGUGAAUUUUUAACAAUUUUCGCAUUAUGUCAUACAGUUGAUUUGAAAAGUAAUAUUGAAUUGAAUAAAACUAUGCCAAUUGAUCAUCAUAGUGAUUAUGACAAUGAAGAUGGCGAUCAUGAUGAUGAUGAUGGUGAAGAUGUGAAUACAACAGUUGGUAAUAAUAAUAAUAAUAAUAAUAAUAAUAAUAAUAAUCAGUAUGGUAAUGACCAAGUAUCAGAAACAACAUCAAGUUCAUAUGUACCGGUGAGAUUUUAUGAAUAUGAAGUAAGUUUCUUGAAUGUUUUAUGUUGA
Molecule: messenger RNA, 1827 nt
Organism: Schistosoma turkestanicum
Lineage: Eukaryota; Metazoa; Platyhelminthes; Trematoda; Strigeidida; Schistosomatidae
Source: the annotation of a GenBank genome assembly